AUGGGAAAUCUCGACGGGGUUCACGACCGCAGGGAGAGCUUUGGGUUCAGCUGCACCGGUUGGUUGGCGACGCCCAGGGAGCGGGGGUGGCCGCUGGCGGAUGCGUUGUCUUCCGUGGGGCUCAGUUUUAAGUCCCCGGAGCUUGAGAGGCGGUAUUGCGAGGGGCGCACGGAGUCCCUGUUCCUCUUCGUGGACCGGCUGUCGGUGGUGAUGCGGCUUGGCGUGCCUGCGGUCGGGGUGGCCAUGCAGCUGAGGCGGUGGCGGGACGGGGAGGCGGGCCCGCCAGGGGCCACCGAGACGACGAUCAUGGUGAUUUGCAUGGCGAUCAUGAUGCUCCAGGUGACGCUGGCGCACAGCCGGGGCGCGUGGGCGCUCAGGAUGCGGGGGCCGGCGACCGUCUUCACGAGGGGUGCGUGA
Messenger RNA from Ostreobium quekettii, 417 nucleotides. NCBI's taxonomy places the organism in Eukaryota, Viridiplantae, Chlorophyta, Ulvophyceae, Bryopsidales, Ostreobiaceae. The record is from the annotation of a GenBank genome assembly.